This is a messenger RNA of Bursaphelenchus okinawaensis, 1776 nucleotides long. The record is from the annotation of a GenBank genome assembly. Lineage: Eukaryota; Metazoa; Nematoda; Chromadorea; Rhabditida; Aphelenchoididae.
AUGUCGUUUGCUGUGUUUCGUGUUUCUCGACUACUAGGUAGUUUCGAUGGGCAAAUCAACGGGAUUUGUGCUACUUUCUCUCCAAGUUGUGUUCAAGUACGUGGUCGAAAAAGGGCGUUGAAGAAGCCGUUGAGUAGACAAGAAAAACUGGCUAGAAGGAUCAAAAGAGAGGAGAAGGAGGCGGCCAAGAAGCAAUUCUCAUUCAUGGAGAGGAUUAAAAUCAGAAGAAUGAAGGAAAUGUGGGUUCAUUUUAAUUACGUUGGUCAUGUUUAGGAGAUUUAAUGGAAUUAGGUAACACAUUAAAAAAAGUUGUGGAAUUUCACAGAAUUAAUCUUUUAGGUUUGAAAUUGAAUGAAGUUUAUAUACGUUGGUGCUUAUCGUACACAAAGAGGGGUGUACGAGCAAUGAUUCAUAUAUAUUGUUUUAGGCAAUCUCCAUCUGAAAUGGGACCAGGUAGAUAUGAUGAAAAUAAAGAAGUGGGGCUUCCAGAAAAGCCUAUGGCUACAGUUUAUAUAAAGUCUGAUGUGAAAGAGCAGUUUUAUUCAAUUUCCGAGGCUUUGGCUUUGCAUCGUCUACAACAACGACCAGAGAUCUAUGACAACUUGAAUGCUCAGCUUAAGUUGAGGUUGGAGUUGAAUAUGACAACAGAAAGGGCGGUUAGUUAACUUAUUUGUUUUUUUAUAUUUAGGUAAUUUUUGAGGUAUAUUGUGACUGGUAAGCUAUUUUUACUAAAAUUCUUGAAUAUUACAAUGUUUUUAAAUAUUUUGUACUAUUAUAAGGUAUUUAUAGACUAAAAUGAUGACGGCAAGCGAUGAGAUCAUUCCGGUACCGUUUCCUUUUGACCACAAGGAGAAGCGGUCGAUUCUGGCGUUUGCCGCUGAUUUGAAGACGCAAGAUAUUGCUUUGAAUGCUGGAGCUGAAGUUGCUGUUGGGCUUGACAUGGUGAAGAAGAUCAUUAAAGGGCAGUUCAGAAUCGACGAUUACGAUUUUUGUGUUGCUCACUCUAAUAUGGCUGGACCUAUUUUGGCUCCAUUGAGAGGACUGCUGAAGUCACGAUAUCCGAGUAAACUUAAUGGUAUGUCAUUUUAUGUUAGACUACUUUUUAAAAAGAUUUUUUAACUUUUGGUUUAGCAAAAAUUAAAGAUGAAGUUCUGAAUUUAAUUAAAAAAUUUAUAAAAGAAAAAAGUUAGGAGCAACUUUUGAUGUAAAUAACGAUUUAAAAAACAGAUCGGUUAGCUUAUUAUCUAUUUUUUUAAGCUUAAAGUUUGUAUUAUAACGUAUUGUAGGAGCUAUGGGCGAUGAUUUGGUAGAGUUGGUCGACAAGUUCAAGAAAGGAGUUAAACUGAGUAUUAAGCCAGAUGGUGUAUAUCCAAUGUGGGGUCUUUCUGAGCCAGUGAUUGGAAGGGUAAGUGAUAAAAAGGUCUUAACUUUAAGAAAUUGGCAUAUCUUCUUAAUUAGCGUAUAACAUUAUCAAUGGCAUUGUUUUAGUUGAACAUGUCAGACCAACAGAUCGAAGAGAAUAUCAAAGCUGUUGUCGAAGCUGUUUGUGCUCACAGGAAUCCAGCGUUAGGACCUUUUAUAAACCGUUGUAUGUUGACAUUGCUGCCUCCCAAGGUGUAUAUUCCGAUUGAUGUGACACCGUACAUGCCAGUAGCUACAGAAGAACAAAUUGACAAGCUUCAAAGCCGGAAAAAGAAGAAGAAGGCUAAGGUGGUAGUGGAAGAAGAUGUGGAAGAAAAGAAGAAUGCGGACGACUACUUGGUAUCUUUGAUGUAG